Messenger RNA from Chlorella variabilis, 471 nucleotides. Its product is annotated as expressed protein. The record is from RefSeq and is a predicted model, not a curated record. NCBI's taxonomy places the organism in Eukaryota, Viridiplantae, Chlorophyta, Trebouxiophyceae, Chlorellales, Chlorellaceae. Gene Ontology annotation, molecular function: ATP binding; ATP-dependent peptidase activity; metalloendopeptidase activity. The transcript has 3 exons. The annotation marks the transcript as partial. Gene Ontology annotation, biological process: proteolysis.
CUGGUUGAGGCGGCUGAGGCCAAGGCCUACUACGGCCUGGCCACCAACUAUGGCGCCCUGACGGCGCUGGCGCAGGCGCUGGUGGAGCGGGAGAGCCUGACUGGGGAGGAGCUGCGGGGGGUGCUGGAGGCGGCAGGCGUCAAGCGCUUUGGCGACCCGCAUGUGGAGGGCUACGGCUGGGCGGCAGACGGCGGCUUGGACUGGCCGGGCAAGCCGGCCGAGACGGUACAGGAGGUAUCCCGCCAGGUGGCAGAGUACAUGACCAAGAACGGCUACGGCGCCGAUGCCAACGGUACCGCGGGCAACGGCGCCGGUACCGGCCAGGCGCCCACCUGGUGGGCCCCCAACAGCCCCUACACCAUCCGCACCGACGUGGCAGACCUGCUGCAGGAGAACGGCGGCGGCGGCGGCGGUACCGGCCCGGACGGCGGCGCCAACGGCGGCGGCGGUGCCAACGGCGGCGCGCAGUAG